AUGCGCCUAUGGAGCAGCAAAGGCAGUCGAUGCCUUUUGUGCACACUGCAGCCAAUAGUCCGUCCUGCGAAUCGGACCUUUGCAACUUCGCCAGUGCUGCUGAGAAAAGCUAAUAGAGGCAAUCGGGCCAAGCAAGAGCAAGGAAAGAAUGCAUCUCGUGCUAAGUCUCCUCCCACAGAUCGCCUAAGAUCGACCGGACCUGAUUUUGUGGCGGUCGUCAAACAAAGUCUCGAAGGCUAUCGCACCAAGCUCACGAGAGCGAAAGACUGGACAUCCUUGAAGAGGUGGGAUGCCUUUGAAAGACAGGUGCUGAACGCAUGCAAACUAGACGAUCGCAAAACUCCUCCAGCCGCGGGUGCCUUGCGCCGCCUCAAGAAUGCCCUGCAUCAGGCCUACAGCAAUUAUGGAGUCAGGGGACUGAGAGAUGAGAUAGAAUUCCAGACGUACUCGGAAGAUAUCACGGCGGAAUAUGGGACACCGAACCAGGUCCGGCAGAAGAUAUUGGCUGACAUGCGACGUCCGACGGAGUUGUUCCCGCAAGCGCGCGCCAUCCAGCGCACAAUACACUUACACGUCGGCCCCACCAACUCGGGGAAGACGUACCAUGCACUAAAACGCCUGCAAGCGUCCAAGUCUGGCUUCUAUGCUGGACCUUUGCGACUAUUGGCCCAGGAAGUGUACCAGCGCUUUACGACGGCCGGAAUCCCCUGCAGCUUGAUCACUGGUGAUGAAGUUAAGAUCUACGAAGGUGAUGGUGAUGAAUCGGCAGCGAUUGUUAGCAAUACGGUGGAGAUGUGUAGCAUAGGACAGUCAUAUGAAGUCGGUGUCAUCGAUGAGAUCCAAAUGAUCAGUGAUACUCGGCGUGGGUGGGCUUGGACCCGUGCUUUCCUGGGUGCUCGCGUCCAAGAACUUCAUCUCUGUGGUGAACUGCGAGCGGUUCCUUUGAUUCGAGAGCUGGCAGCUCUAACUGGUGACAAACUCGAGAUCCACCGCUACGAACGACUGAACGAAUUGAAAGUUGCCAAGCAGAGUCUCGGAGGCAACUUAAACAAUCUUCAGAAAGGGGACUGUGUUGUCUCCUUCUCGCGUCUUGGAAUUCACGCUCUGAAAGCACAGAUUGAAAGGACCACGGGGAAACGAGCAGCUAUCGUCUAUGGGAGUUUGCCGGCCGAAAUUCGAACCCAGCAGGCUGCACUCUUCAACGAUCCGGACAAUGACUACGACUUUCUAGUUGCUAGCGACGCUAUUGGCAUGGGUCUCAAUCUGAGCUGCAAGCGUAUCAUUUUUGAAACCGUGACCAAGCAGCUCCCGCAAGGGCUUGUGCGGCUCACUGUACCAGAGAUCAAGCAGAUCGGAGGACGAGCAGGUCGUUACAGGCCUGCUGUGCAGCACGGGAAAGUUUCUCAAAAUGAUAAAGAAGACAAUGUCGGUUGGGUGACAUCCCUCGAGGAAGUUGAUCUACCUUACAUCAAGCAGGCAAUGGAGAUAGAGCCCCCUCCCCUUGUUGCCGCGGGCUUGCAGGCUCCGGACUCUGUCUUCCAGAAGUUCUCGGCUCAUUACCCGGCGAACACCCCCCUGGAAUACUUGAUCAAGCGCAUUUGGUCGCUCGCACAAGUACAUCCAUUAUUCUUUUUGUGUGAUCCUCGCGCUCAGCUCGAAAACGCUGAGGUCAUUGAUGCCGUCGAAGGGCUGCGCAUACCUGACCAACUGACUCUCAUGGCCGCACCUAUGUACGUCAAGGAUGUCAUCGGCAAGGAUGCAGCUAUUGAGUUCGCUCGCGCCGUUGCUGAGAACUCGAACGGUCAUCUCAUAAGCUUUUCGAGCCUCAAUCUGGAAAUCCUCGAAAAAGAGGUUUCAGCCAACAAACAGUACACCCUAGAUUUGGAAUCUCUACACAAGUCAAUCGUCUUAUAUCUCUGGCUGAGCUUCCGUUUUGGCGGCAUUUUCACAGACCGAACUCUGGCCAUGCACGUUAAGGAGUUGUUGGAAGAAAGGAUGGUCCGGGCUCUGACAGAAUUCUCCGCCAACAAGCAGCUCAGAACGGACUCUUCUCUCCGACGGCAGCUCGCUAUCGAGAGACAGAGUUUGGAACAACAGCAACUGUUGGCCGAGUUCGCCGAUACGACCUAUGGUAGCGGCAUGGCUUCGCUUGAUGAUCAAGCGCAAGACGACGCGCUACACACAGACGACUUACUGGAAGACCCUGUGCUGGACGACCCUAUGGAAGAUGCUAAUCUGCAGGAAGAGGGUGCCCAGGAAGAUGGUGCCCAGGAAGAUGGUGCCCAGGAAGAACCCGCCCAGGAGGAACAGACCCAGGAACAGUCAAGAGCCCAAGGAGGAUCUCACUAG
This is a messenger RNA of Aspergillus aculeatinus CBS 121060, 2349 nucleotides long. Its product is annotated as ATP-dependent RNA helicase SUV3. Bases 1 to 2349 code for a protein of 782 amino acids. The transcript has 3 exons. Gene Ontology annotation, biological process: mitochondrial RNA 3'-end processing; RNA catabolic process. Gene Ontology annotation, molecular function: hydrolase activity, acting on acid anhydrides; RNA helicase activity; ATP binding. Gene Ontology annotation, cellular component: mitochondrial degradosome. Lineage: Eukaryota; Fungi; Ascomycota; Eurotiomycetes; Eurotiales; Aspergillaceae. The record is from RefSeq and is a predicted model, not a curated record.